Messenger RNA from Momordica charantia (bitter melon), 5579 nucleotides. RefSeq names its product 2-oxoglutarate decarboxylase/hydro-lyase/magnesium ion-binding protein (gene PHYLLO). Gene Ontology annotation, biological process: amino acid catabolic process; menaquinone biosynthetic process. Gene Ontology annotation, molecular function: 2-succinyl-5-enolpyruvyl-6-hydroxy-3-cyclohexene-1-carboxylic-acid synthase activity; thiamine pyrophosphate binding. Lineage: Eukaryota; Viridiplantae; Streptophyta; Magnoliopsida; Cucurbitales; Cucurbitaceae. The record is from RefSeq and is a predicted model, not a curated record.
UGGUCGUACGUGGAUAUCGUUAGGCCGUCCUAUCACCCGUGAAGAUUGGAAUUCUCUUAUCGUCGUCUCUCCCAAACAAAUUCGCCAUUUUUUUAUCAAUCAACCUCCCACAAUGAAAGUUGACAAUCUAAGCUUACAUAAAUUUGCUCUUCCGCACUCGGUGAGACAUUUUAUUAGAGGUUCUUUCCCGCGCGUACAGUUCUUCUCUACUGUCGCUUUAUUUCCCGAAGCUUCCCGCCUACCAGGCUCCUUUCGCGUUCCUCAGAACCACUGCUUCAAGGGUGUACGGUUUGACAGUAAAGUCAUGGGUGCAAUGGAGUUAUCCGAUCUUGAAGACGGGGAUUUGGUGGUGGAGAUGUGCAUUACGCAUACACUACCACCGGCUCUGACGCUUAAUCAGGGACUGGAGAGCAUAAGUGAGGCCAUUGAAAAGUUGAAGUUGGAACCUCCACGUUCUUCUGAUGGAGUCUUCAGGUUUCAGGUGGCUGUUCCUCCGAGUUCGAAAGCUCUUUUGUGGUUUUGUUGUCAGCCGGAGUCAUCUGAAGUGUUUCCUGUCUUUUUCCUUUCCAAGGAGAAGGUUAAUGCGACAAUUAAGUCUCUAUACUUGAACGAUACCCGUGGAGUUUUUGGAAUUGGCACUGCAAUUCCCUUUGCAAGCUCGUCUUCUACUUCAUCAAAACAAAGUUCAUUGAAAAGGUAUCUCACGAAUGAUUCAGCUCCUAUUAUGGCUUAUGGUUUUGUAAAUGAGAAUACUGGGGAGACAUCUUCGCCAAAGCACGAGGCUGGUCAUUCAUACUUUUGCGUUCCCCAAAUUGAGUUGAAUGAGUACGAGGGAGUUUCUAUUCUCUCUGCAACACUUGCAUGGAGCGAAUCUUUCCCGUGCACAUUGGAGGAAGCUCUUCAUUCUUUGAGCUUAUCUAUCUACCAGAUCAGUACAAAUUUUCCGUCCAGAGAAAAGUGCCAGUCCAAAUUCAUAAGAUCUUCUUUAACAGCUUUGAAACUGGUGGAUAGAACACAUCAGAUGGCAUACAUGGAAGUACUUUCAAUGGCUGGUGAAAGUUUCAAUACUGGGAUCAUGGAAAUGAAGGGGUCUUCACUCUCCCAUCAAUUCUGCAUUAGGCUUUCGUCGAGUGUUGCUGUUGCAUGUAAUAUGUGGGAUCAUAUCAGUGAAACUCGUCACUCAGAGCAAGAGCAUGCCAACAUCAAUGCUCUCUGGGCGUCACUCAUAGUUGAAGAAUGUUCCCGUCUUGGUUUGACGUAUUUUUGCAUAGCUCCUGGAUCAAGAUCAUCCCCACUUGCCGUUGCUGCUGCAAGUCAUCCGCUGAUAACAUGUAUGGCAUGCUUUGAUGAACGCUCUCUUUCUUUUCAUGCAAUUGGGUACGCUAAAGGAUCUCAUAGGCCAGCAGUUGUAAUCACAUCAUCAGGCACUGCUGUUUCAAAUCUUCUUCCUGCUGUGGUUGAAGCCAGUCAAAAUUUUCUACCUCUUUUAUUGCUAACAGCUGACCGCCCCCCAGAGCUACAGGAUGCAGGAGCAAAUCAAUCUAUUAAUCAGGUAAACCAUUUUGGUUCAUUUGUGAGGUUCUUCUUUGGUCUUCCUGUCCCAACUGAUCAAAUUCCCGCCAGAAUGGUACUUACCACUCUUGAUUCUGCUGUACAUCGAGCAACCUCUUCACCCUGUGGCCCCGUUCACAUAAAUUGUCCAUUUAGAGAGCCACUGGAAAGUAGUCCAAGUCGGUGGAAUUUAGCUUGCUUAAAUGGAUUACACGUUUGGAUGUCAAGCGCUGAAGCUUUUACCAAGUAUAUUCAACUACGAGCUUCUCAAACGUCUGCUGAUACUUUUGGCCAAAUGGCAGAGGUUUUGAAAGUAAUCAAUGGAGCCAGAAAUGGCAUUUUACUUCUUGGGUCAAUUCACUCAGAAGAUGAGAUAUGGGCUGCGUUUCUAUUGGCCAAACAUAUUUCAUGGCCUAUAGUUGCUGAUGUAUUGUCAGGUCUACGCUUGAGAAAGAGUUCAUCUUCCUUUCUAGAAAUAGAAAAGAACUUUUUCUUUGUCGAUCACCUUGAUCAUGCAUUGCUUUCUGAUUCUGUAAGAAAAUGGCUAAAAUUUGACGUGAUUAUUCAGAUCGGAAGCAGGGUAACAAGCAAGCGUGUUUCGAAGAUGCUUGAGGACUGCUUUCCUUGUUCAUACAUCAUGGUUGAUGAGCAUCCAGGUCGUCAUGAUCCAUCACAUAUUGUGACCCAUAGAAUUCAAAGCACCGUCUUAGAAUUUGUGGGUUGUUUACUUAAAACUGGAUUUCCUCGCCAUAGGAGCAAGUGCUCUGCUACACUACAAGCAUUGAAUAUGAUGGUUGAGUGGGAGAUACAAUUUCAAAUUUCUUCUAACUACUCCCUAUCUGAGCCACAAGUUGCUCAGGUAAUCUCAGAGGCACUUCCAUUUGAUUCUGUUCUAUUCUUGGGGAACAGCAUGCCAAUCCGUGAUGUAGACAUGUAUGCACAUGGUUGGUCGAAAUGCAACAACAGCGUAGCAGCUAAACCAUUAAACUUACAACUUCCAUUUUACUGGACAUGGACUUCUGGAAAUAGGGGAGCCAGUGGUAUUGAUGGACUUCUUAGCACAGCUGUUGGUUUCUCUGUUGGCAGCAACAAACGAGUGCUUUGUGUAGUUGGAGAUGUUUCUUUCCUUUAUGAUACGAAUGGCUUGGCAAUUUUGAGCCAGAGGAUGACGAGGAAACCCGUGACUAUUGUUGUCAUCAAUAAUAAUGGUGGAGGAAUCUUCAGUCUCCUUCCCAUUAAGGACAAAGUAGAGCCAGCAAUACUAGACCAGUACUUCCACACCUCUCACAAAAUUUCACUCCGUAGCCUAUGUGUGGCACAUGGUCUGAAGCACCUACAUGUUCGGACAAAGAGGGAACUUCAAGAUGCUUUACUUAUGUCUCAACGUGAAGAAAAUGAUUUCAUAAUCGAGGUUGAAAGUUCCAUUGAUGCCAAUACUAGCUUCCACAGUCUCAUGAGGAAGUUCUCUUGUCAAGCAGCAGAUCAUGGGUUAAGCAUCCUUUCAAGGCUUUAUUCUGAAGAAUCUGUUUCACCUGGACUCUUCCUUUGCAAGAUAAGUAGAAUGGAUUACACAUUGUUCAGAAUCCCGCUAUGUGCUCCACCUACUACUACAUCUAGUUCUAUAGACCAAGUCGGUCAGAAGCUCUACAGAGAAGGUUUUAUUUUGUCUUUGUUUCUUGAGGAUGGGAGCCUUGGGCUUGGUGAGGUUUCGCCCCUUGAUAUCCACAAAGAGAACCUACUAGACGUUGAGGAGCAACUUAAGUGUCUUAUUUAUGUAUUAAAGGGAGCCAAGAUCAGCAGCUUCCUUCCUUUGCUACGGGGCUCGUUUUCAUCUUGGAUUUGCCAUGAACUGGGAAUACCACCAAGCUCAAUCUAUCCGAGUGUUAGAUGUGGUUUGGAAAUGGCUGUCCUCAAUGCCAUAGCAGCAAGACGAGGUUGCAGCUUGUUAGACGUACUCCAGCAUCGAUUAGAUGAAGAAAACAACUUGGCAUCUUCGUCAAAAGUUCAAAUUUGUGGGCUGUUGGAUUCUGGUGGGAGUCCUUCUGAGGUUGCUCGUGCUGCUAAGACACUUGUUGAAGAAGGUUUUACUGCUAUCAAGUUAAAGGUAGCCCGACAAGGGAAUGUCAUGUAUGAUGCUGCAGUUGUACAGGAAGUAAGGAAGAAGCUUGGUAAUGAGAUUGAACUCCGCGUUGAUGCCAAUCGGAACUGGAGCUGUGAAGAAGCCAUUCUAUUUAGCUCUUUGGUGAAGGACUGUGGCCUGCAGUAUAUCGAGGAACCAGUUAUGGAUGAAGACGCUAUUAUAAAAUUCAGUGAAGAGAGUGGUUUGCCUGUUGCACUGGAUGAAACUAUUGAUCGUAUUCAAAAUGAUCCUGUGAAAGAACUUGCAAGAUAUGCUCAUCCAGGAAUUGUUGCUAUAGUUAUAAAACCCAGUGUUAUUGGCGGAUUUGAAAAUGCAGCACUAGUAGCAAGGUGGGCACAGCAACUCGGAAAAAUGGCUGUUGUUAGUGCUGCAUUUGAAAGUGGUGUAGGUUUGUCUGGAUAUAUACAGUUAUCCUGCUAUCUGGAGCUUCAAAAUGCAGAAAUAAGAAAACUGAUGAAUAAUCAACCAGCCCCAUCUAUAGCCCACGGUCUAGGAACUUACCGUUGGCUUGAAGAAGAUGUGACUGUCAAUCCUCUCAGAAUUUGUCGUGACCCUCAUAGUGGCAUUAUGGAAGCAUCUGUUGCUGAGGCUAAUCAACUUUUGAAGAGUUUUCAAAUCAACCAGAAAUUUGUUAGUAGAAAAUUUACCGAGGAGCAAGUUCGUAGGUACCAAUUAACUGUUGACUCAAAGGGGUUCUCUCAUUUAAUAAAAGUUUUGGAGGUUGGACAAAAAACAAACGAUAAUGUUCUCUUAUUUCUUCAUGGAUUUCUUGGAACUGGUGAAGACUGGAUCACAACCAUGAAAGCCAUCUCAGGCUCAGCCAGAUGCAUUUCUCUCGACCUUCCUGGUCAUGGGGGAUCAACAACAGAAAAUAAUGAUUCUGAUGCUCAUGUUGUGAAGGAACCAAGUUUUUCGAUGGAGGUUGUUGCUGAUAUACUGUAUAAAUUGAUUCAUCAUCUUGCUCCUGGUAAAGUUAACCUUGUAGGGUACUCAAUGGGGGCUAGGAUUGCCAUGUACAUGGCCCUGAGAUUUGGUGAUAAGAUUGGAAGAACCGUUAUAAUAUCUGGAAGCCCGGGAUUGGAAGACGAGGUGGCAAGAAGAAUCCGUAGGGCUAAAGAUGAUUCUAGAGCACGUAUCCUUAAGGACUAUGGUUUACAAAGCUUUCUUGAGGAGUGGUAUGCAGGGGAAUUAUGGAAAAGCUUAAGAGAACAUCCACAUUACACUCAAAUUCUUGCCAGUCGAUUGAAGCAUGAUGAUGUUCAGAGUCUUGCAAAAGUUCUAUCCGAUUUGAGCAUUGGAAGGCAGCCGCAAUUGUGGGAUGAAUUGGAAGGCUGCAAAACACCUCUUUCAAUCAUUGUCGGGGAGAACGAUACAAAAUUCAAGAAAAUUGCACAGAAAAUUCUUUCUAAAAUGGAUGUGAGCAGGAAGAUAAGGGAUGGAGCAGUUGUUGAGCUCCAUGAAAUAGUUGAGAUCCCGGACUCUGGACAUGCUGCCCACCUGGAGAAUCCUCUUGCUGUUAUCAAUGCAUUGAGUAGAUUUUUAAUAAGGAGAACACAAUUCUCUUCUAAUUCGGAUUCUGCAGGCCAAGACGCUAUUUCGCAUGACAGCCAGCCUGUAUGAAGCAUCAAAUAUGAUAGAAAGGGAUUAUGGUUCUACGAAUAAGAUGGUUGAUCAAGUCUUGGACACAUCAUAUGCCAACAUCUUUUAUAGCCCUAUUAGUGUUUUAUGUUCACAGACAUUGAUAUCUGUCUGUUCUUGAAGUCUAGUAAUAGACAAAUUUCUUUUGAUUGCCUAUAAUUCUUUGUGGUUAUUUUACCAAGGGAAUGGUCUCUUUGAACUGAUUUGAGCGUAAAUGGAUUUGAUGUACAUCUAAGAUAUGAACACAUCA